Molecule: messenger RNA, 567 nt
Organism: Penicillium malachiteum
Lineage: Eukaryota; Fungi; Ascomycota; Eurotiomycetes; Eurotiales; Aspergillaceae
Product: ribonuclease P Rpr2/Rpp21/SNM1 subunit
Exons: 1
Coding region: 1-567 (188 amino acids)
Biological process (GO): tRNA processing
Cellular component (GO): nucleolar ribonuclease P complex
Source: RefSeq, a predicted model, not a curated record
AUGGCAAAGGCUAAGGUUCAAAAGGAACCCAAAAAUUCAAAGAGCCAUUUGAAGGCUCGCCUUGACUAUUUAAAUCAAGCUGCACAGUAUCUCUUUAGCACCACACCGGCAAAGGAUGCUACUAAAAGCACUAUCAACAAUAUCGAGCUACAAGCAAAUUCAAGAGGAUGCGAUAUAGACCCCUCUCAGGGCUGCGCAGUCCCCAAGCAAGGAGAUUGUGCGCCUCUGGUGAAUCUGUCUCGGAUGUGUGCUUCACAGAUGCGUGGCGUUUCGCUAAAAACGCUGACACGACUCCCGGUGUCAGUGAAGCGAUCAUUUUGCAAACACUGCGAUACCCUGCUUGUCCCUGGAGUUGAUUGUUCCCAGGAGAUCCGGAAUUCAAGCAGGGGUGGGAGAAAACCCUGGGCUGAUGUCCUAGAGAUCCGGUGCUUUGGCUGCUCCACUGUGAGGCGGUUUCCUCAGACAGACAGGCGCAGCAAGAAACUUGUGAUCCGUCAGAAAGAAAAGCAAUCUGAUGGUCAGACCACAACACCAUCGAAUCAGAAUGGGGGAAGCAUGCAGCCUUGA